Molecule: messenger RNA, 2232 nt
Organism: Camelina sativa (false flax)
Lineage: Eukaryota; Viridiplantae; Streptophyta; Magnoliopsida; Brassicales; Brassicaceae
Source: RefSeq, a predicted model, not a curated record
AUGUUCAGAUCGGAGAAAGUGGCUGCGGAUUUGAGAUGGCAUUUCAAUAACAAGAGCACUGAUGGGAAAUUGCGCCAUCCAGUAGACUCAGUAACAUGGCAGUCAAUGAAUAACAAGUAUCCUUCUUUCGCAACUGAGCAGAGGAACAUGCGACUUGGUCUCUCUACUGAUGGGUUUAACCCCUUCAACAUGAAGAACAGUCGAUACAAUAGUUGGCUUGUGUUUCUCGUAAAUUAUAGCAUGGCUCCUGACUUAUGUAUGAAGGAGGAAAACAUCAUGCUUAGUUUGUUGAUUCCUGGACCGCACAAACCUGGUAAUAGUAUAGAUGUUGACUUAGAACCUCUUAUAGAAGAUUUAAAUCAUUUGUGGUCUAAAGGCGAGAUAACUUACGAUGCAUUUAGUAAAACAACUUUUAUGUUGAGGGCGAUGCUGAUUUGGACCAUAAGUGAUUUACGAGCUUAUGGAAAUCGGGGAAGGAUACUCACGGGUAGAAAUAUUUCCUUACUACUGAGAAACUACAAGAAUGAUUUUGGUAAUAGAAAAGAGACUCGGAAAAAGAGAUCUAGAGCUGCUUGUGAAAUACCAUCUGAUAACGAAGAUGAAUACAGUGAAUCUGAUGAUGAAGAAGAAGACUUAGCAGAAAAAGAUGAAGAGGAGUUGUCUAGAUUGAAGAAAAGAUUAAUAUUCUUCACAUUGCCUUAUUGGGAGGAGCUCCCGGUAAGACAUAAAUUAGACGAGAUCCAUGUGGAGAAAAAUGUGGCUGCAAGAUUGACUGCCACAUUGUUACAUUGUGGCAAUUCAAAGGAUGGAUUAAAAGCUAGGAAGGAUCUUGAAACUCUUGGUAUCAGGAAAAAUUUGCAUCCAAAAGCUCACGGUCCGGAUGGCUAUUUCUCUAACAUAUCUACAUGUGUAUCAUUGGAUGAGUGUAAAGUGAUGGGACUCAAAUCUCAUGAUUACCACGUCUUGGUGCAACAACUACUACUAGUUGAUGUUAGAGGUUUACUACCUAAGGGUCCUAGAAUAGCCAUUUUCCGUCUAUGCGCAUUCUUCAACACAUUGUGCCAAAGAGUGAUUGAUAUGGAACAACUCCAAAUAAUGGAAACAGAAAUUGUGGAGACUCUAUGCAUGUUUGAAAGAUUUUGGCCACCUAGUUUCUUUGACAUCAUGCUGCACUUGUGUGUGCAUCUAGGAAGAGAAGCCCGACUAGGUGGUCCUGUCCAUUUCCGAUGGAUGUAUCCAUCUGAGAGGUACAUAAAAGUAUUGAAAGACUAUGUUAGAAACCCAACAAGACCAGAGGUGUGUAUAGCUGAGUCAUAUCUUGCAGAAGAAUGCAUGAAUUUCUGCUCUGAUUACUUGAAGGCUACAACAAAUGUAGAAGAAAAAGAGGAGAGGAACACUGAGUAUGAGAACCACUCCAUCCUAGAAGGUGUACCUAUAUCAGCUGGAACCUCAUUCACUCUAACUGAUAUGGAUAGAAAAAUAGCUCACCUUGCUAUAAUCCAGAACACGACAAUGGUGGAACCUUACAUUGAUGCUCAUUUACAACAUCUACAAGACUCAAAUGGUAGAUGCAGACGUGAUGCAAGUUAUUUAUGGACUAUGCACACUCAACAUUUCCCGACGUGGCUAAAGCAACAGAUACCUAUUGAUUAUGAAGAUAAGGACAAGACAUUUAAGUUGUUGGCUUAUGGUCCACGUAGUAUAGCCAGAUCUUAUACAGGCUACAUUGUGAAUGGCAUGCGGUUUCAUACAAAGUCAGUGCAUAGGCUAAAUCAGAAUAGUGGGGUUUACUAUGAGGCAACAACAAUGUGUAGAUCUAGUGCAGGGCACACAGCACAAGUGGUAGAUGUUGUAUCAUACUAUGGCAGAAUAGUUGAUAUUAUCUUGUUAGACUACAAUGUCUUCUACGUCCCAAUAUUCCGGUGUCAGUGGGCUGUUAAAGGUAACAGUGUUAAGGUAGAAGAUGGCUUUACGCUGGUUAAUAUGAAUCAGAGCCAGGUGUCAUUUGCAAAUGACCCAUUCAUUUUAGUCUCUCAAGCGAGACAAAUAUUUUAUUCCAGGGAGAAUGAUGAAUCUUGUUGGUAUGUAGUUUUGAAAGGUCCAUCUAGAAGAUACAAUGAUGAGAAUGUGGAAGAUGAGUAUGCAGAUGUUGGACCAUUACCUUCGGAUAUUGAUAUGACUCUAGAAGGCGUAUCAGAUGAGGCUCAAAAUGUCAGAGAUGAUUGUGAAUGA